This is a messenger RNA of Biomphalaria glabrata, 5710 nucleotides long. Its product is annotated as ubiquitin carboxyl-terminal hydrolase 44-like. Gene Ontology annotation, cellular component: cytoplasm. Gene Ontology annotation, biological process: protein deubiquitination. Bases 1458 to 3641 code for a protein of 727 amino acids. NCBI's taxonomy places the organism in Eukaryota, Metazoa, Mollusca, Gastropoda, Planorbidae. Gene Ontology annotation, molecular function: cysteine-type deubiquitinase activity; zinc ion binding. The transcript is spliced from 18 exons. The record is from RefSeq and is a predicted model, not a curated record.
AAAAUUGGCUUCUAUGUCUAGUAGUCAAAAACUUCAAAACUCUAAUUAAAGAAAAAUGUCAAUAAUAGAUCUAUAUUUCCCUUAGAGCCAAGAACUAGAAAAGUGACAGGCAAACAUUACAAGGAACUAUUUUGAAAGAUCACAAUAGUGCUUUUUUUAAAAAUAAAAGUACAGUUUAUGUAAUUGACUUUACUAAGACAUUUGUUUAAUAUCAACAUAAAACUAAUGGCAUAUAUAUGAAGCUGCAAGCGCUUAGAUGAUAGUUUGACUUAAUUUGUUUCAAAUGUAUGAGAAAAAAUGUUCAUUCCUAAAUCUAUUUCUUACAUAGGUUUUUCUAAGUUUCAUUAAUGACAAAAGAUGCUCACAAAUCUAUAUAUAUAUGAAUAUGAAGAAGCAAACAUUGCAAAACUUGAAUAUGAGAAAUAAUUGUUUUGGACCAGUGGUUCCCAAACUUUUUUGUCUUGUAGACCCUUGCCAUGUUUUCUGUUUUUUGCUAUAUAUAAAUUGCAUUUUUGCAAAUUCAUCAACUCCAUUUUUUUAAACAAAUUUCUAACUGUAGUGAGUUGAAGAGUGAAAAAGUAAUUUAAAACUACAUUAUAAAUUAUAAGUUAUAGAGAUCUAUCUUUUUUUAAUUGAUAAAAUUCAAAUUUAAACCAAUUAAUACAGGAAAUGUUUUUUUUUUGCUGGUUCAUCAUUUGUUAUUACAGAUAUUAUGUAUAUAGGAAUUUGUUGUUCUAUGAAGUAGUCCUUCAAACAUUAAAUAUUAAUUAAUUAAUUAAUUUGGCUUAAGUAUCAUUGUAAAAGUUUUCAUAAAGAGCAGUUUCUCAUGUAUUUCUUGAUUUUUCACAUCUGGCUCAAAUAUUGGGACGUGAAACUGUUUUCACAAACAGAAGGGGUGAAGGCCAAUAACUGGCGCUUAAACCAGUAAGCUUCGGGCAGGAGGGACUCAUUAGCCUUGGCUUGCAACCCUCCUAGCAGAAGGAAAACAUAUUUCAAACCUCUUCUGUCUUGCAGCUAUACCAAAAACAUGGGAAAUGUUUUGUGCAUCAACCCUGAGGAAAACUAUAGUGCUGGCAACCCUUAGGCAGUUUGCAGCACAAAGUGCUAGGCCCUUUCAGAGCCUGUGAUGUCGCUGAUCCCAAAAUUGUAUAUGUCGCUUGCAAAGAAUUACAUAAGAAGCUUUUAUUGUUAUAACUCAUACUACCGAUGUACCCUUGAAAUUUGUUUAAUAAUAUCAGAUGUAGGUUUGUGUAAAAAAAAAUUUAAAGUUCUUCAACAGCUGUUAAAAUCAUUGUUUAUCUAUAUGUUUUCUGUAUUUGGCUGUCAUUAAAAUAUGACAGCCAGUCAUUAAAAAGGUCUUUUAAGAAGAGAGAUUUUGUGAGUCUAUUCUGAACUUUAUCUUUGAGAUUUUGAAAGUUUUGUAAAUCUUAACUUUUAUCAAGGUGGCAUCGUCUCAAAUGAUCCCCCAAGAAAAUAAAUCAUAUUAUAAAAAGAGUCAACCUUUUGAACAAGACUGUUUAGUUAUGGAGAAAUGUCAGCAUGUGGAUACUUUUGUACUUACCAAAGAAAUCUCCAUAUUGGAUCCAUCCUGUUGGCUGUGUUCUGUCUGUGGAACAACUGAAUGGGUUUGGGCCUGUUUAAGUUGUUCUAAUAUUGCGUGUGGUAGAAUGAAUGAGCAACAUGCUGUCCAGCACUUUGAAGCUACUAAGCAUCCCUUGGCAAUUGAAAUAAAUGAAAAAUAUGUUUAUUGCUAUGUUUGUGAUGAAUAUAUUUUUGGUGAUAAUGAACAAGGAGAUAUUCAAGCCUUACGUUCUGCGCUCACUGAUAUUGGAACAAUGUCAGGUCAAGAGGUGGAGGAGAAAGAAAAAGGAUUAUUGGGAUCAUUUUCUAAGCAGCAAGCUCUUUCCAGGAGACAUGCAGAUGAAGAUGACAUGUUGGUUACAGCCAUGUGUCAUUACAGAAAAUCUUUGCUAGCUAAAGUGUUCUCAUCAUGGUAUUCCUAUCUACAAGCAGAAAAAAUUGACAAGCAAGCUUCAUCCAGCUCUAAUUUGGCAGAUCAACCUUCAAUGCUUACAAGGUCUAGAGCUAGUCUUUUUCAUAUGAAAAGAAGAACCCUAAUACCAGGAGUAACUGGACUUCGUAAUUUAGGCAAUACUUGUUACAUUAACUCCAUUGUACAGUCACUGGGACACCUUGAUGACUUUCGAGAAUACUUCUGUCAGCUGGUAUUUGGUCUGUUUUCGCCUAUUGGUACUCCUCUCCCUGGCGCCUCACCUGUUACACACAAACAUUUUCAAAGACUCAACACCAUAGAUUUCUUUCAGCAUUUGAAUUAUGAGACAUCUUCAGUGAUGACUGUGUCCACUCCAGAAUCAAUGAAACAUACAGGGGGUUUGAAUGGGGGAGGAAGUGAAUCCGUUGAUGUUUUGAAUGGCUCUGAAUUUGAUAUUAAAGUAAAAACUGAGACUAUGAAUGCAUUGUCAUUAUGUCAGGAACUACAUGGUCUACUGCGUGUACUAUGGUCAGGAAAAUGGGCCCAAGUCAGUCCUCAUGGAUUUCUACAUGCUAUUUGGAAAUAUAUUCCAGCCUUUAAAGGUCACUUGCAACACGAUGCUCAGGAGUUUCUAUGUGAAUUAUUAGAUAAGGUAUCACAAGAAAUAGAACAACUGCCUCAGUGUACAAGUACAGAAAAUAUUGUGGAUCAAAGUUUUAGAGGAGAAAUAAUCAGCCAGGUCACUUGCAUGUCCUGCAAUAACAUAUCAGCUAGACAUGAAGCAUUUUUAGACUUAUCUCUAGAGUUCCCCAGAAGUUUCCAAUACACCAGUGGACAAAUCAAACGGAAUAUGUGUCACCUCACAGAAAUGUUGUCAACAUUUACUGAUGUAGAAGAUCUGGAACCAAAAUCAUAUAAUUGUGAACACUGUAAUAGCUCAAGUCAACAAAAAGACAUAAGAACAGAUGCCAAAAAACAACUGCUCAUCAGUAAACCACCAGUUAUUCUCAGGUUACAUUUGAAAAGAUUUAGAUGGUGUGGUCGCAAUAACAGAGAAAAAAUCAACACUCAUGUUGCAUUUGAUGAAGAACUUGAUAUCUCUCCCUUUUGUCUCACUGUGCCUACAUUUGGAAAGUACAAAUUAAAUGCAGUAGUAGUGCACCAUGGAGUGGGCUUUAGGGCAGGACAUUACACAGCCUAUACAUACAACACUUGUGCAGGCACAUGGUUACACUGUAAUGAUGCUCGUGUUCAAUUAGUCUCCAUGGAAGAUGUUCUAACUUCUCAGGCCUAUAUUUUAUUUUAUACAAGAGAACUUGCCACUAUUCAUUUAGAUGACAUGCCAGCAUUGGUGGAGAAAUAUACUGAACCAGAUAAGUCUUCAUUGUCUACUUUACCAGACCUGGACCAGGACACCAUGCACACUCUCAGGCAGCUUGCCCCUGGACACACACAGCAUGUUAUUGAUGAAGAAGUCACUUUAAGUUUCCACAGAGACCCAGUACUGGUCAAACAUUUAUCUUCAAGGUCAAACAGUAGCUGCAAAAGAACACUGUUGCCAGAAAUAGCAGCAGAGGAACCUCCAGAAAAAAAAAUGGAUGACACAAUCUUAUUCAAGGCUAACAUACAAGCAAAGGCAGACAAAUAAUGCUUCACUUUUGUAUAGGAUUUUUAAAAAUUGUUCCAAUUUGUUUGCUUUGUAAGGUUAAUUUGAAUAAUUCAAUGUAUCUCCAGUGAAGAUUCUAGUUUGUUCUGAACAGAAACCUAAUAACUUACUUGUUGUAUUUGAACAAAACAACAACAUUGAUUUGAAUAGAUUCCUAACUACAGUUAUUGAUGCAGACGUUCUGAGGGUUAGAAUCUUUAGUUGUUCAUUUUUCUUUAGUCAGUACAUGAUAUAUGAAUAAGUUAUAGUCUCAAAAUGAGUUAAUCUAAGACAAUAUAAUGUGUCAUGAGUGCACACCUACCUCAAGUACACAAAGUGUACAAUGUUUCUACAUUAUUGCCAGUAUUUUUUUGUUUGUUACUUGAUGUUUGCAAACAAUGUGUAUAUUUGUUCUACAAACCUACCAUUUAGUUGACAUGUUGAAUUUAACUUGUUAGCUUUAAUACAAACCUACCAUUUAGUUGACAUGUUGAAUUUAACUUGUUAGCUUUAAUACAAACCUACCAUUUAGUUGACAUGUUGAAUUUAACUUGUUAGCUUUAAUACAAACCUACCAUUUAGUUGACAUGUUGAAUUUAACUUGUUAGCUUUAAUACAAACCUACCAUUUAGUUGACAUUUUGAAUUUAACUUGUUAGCUUUAAUACAAACCUACCAUUUAGUUGACAUUUUGAAUUUAACUUGUUAGCUUUAAUACAAACCUACCAUUUAGUUGACAUGUUCAAACUAACUUGUGUGACUUUGACUUUUCUACUUGUACUAGAAUGUAACUAGAUGGAAAUAGAACUUUGUGUUGGUUUGAACACAACUUACUGGCACUUAUUUGCACUAGGGAAGACAAGUAUUUAGUUACACAAACCAACUAAUACUUUCUUCAUCAAAGAUGUGACAAUUGGUUGCUCCAGUUUCAGCAAGACAACCACACACAUAGUAAAGAUACAGAGCUAUUGUUAAAGAUAAAUACACAGAUAGGUGAGAUAGUGUAUAGAAUAAAGUACAGUAAUGUGAGAUAGUGUAUAGAAUAAAGUACAGAUAAGUAAGACAAUGUUUAGAAGUAAAGAUAUGUGAGAUACAAGGAAAGUUAAAGUGGGUUUGCUGGCUAUAAAAAUUCUGAAGGGUCAAUGUUUUGUAUUUAGUUGAUGAUCUCAUUUUGUUGAGUGCUAUUGCACAUAUUCAAUAUGUUCUUGUUGUGACAUUAUUUACACUGUUAUAUACAAAGAAAAAAUAGAUUUCUAAAUGAAUGAAACAAAUAUUUUUUUCAUCUAAGCUACAGUGUGAAGAAAGUAGGCUUUAAUGCACAAACUAUGCAUACAGCAUACUAUGAAACAAUACACUUAGGACAAAUGAUUCUAUGCAAUUGAUCAUAUAUAUAUAUGCAGGGGUUGUUUUUUUUUUGUAAAAAAAAAUAGGGGCCGGUACUCAGCGAUGGAUUGUAAAGUAAUAAUUUUUUUCCCACAUUGAAAAAGGUGCUGGUACGCCAUACCAGUGCGUACCGCUACAAAAAAAGCCCUGUAUAUAUAUAUGAAGUAACCAUCAUUGUCCUUUAACCCAUUUUGACUAUUGCCACUAUGAAACAGGAUUUAUCUGUGUCAGGUCAGAAUAUUCAAAAUAUUGGAUUUGUGAAUGACGGGUCCUUUCACUAGCUUUCAUGCUGAUCAAACUUUAUUAUUUUGAAUGAACUCAUUUUGCUGUCAGUAGCAGUUUUUAUUGUCAAUUAAUUGUUAAGUGAUAGUUGAGUUUCCAUUUCAUGCUAUGAAUCUCUAUGAGAACUAUGGCACCUUCAAAACUUGAAGGAGUCAAGUAAAAAAAAAAUGUUAAGUAUGACCACUUCAGUAUGAAUGAAAAAUCUUGAUAUUUUAUGACUAAGAAAUAUUCACAUUUUGGAUGCAUAAAUAAAUAUUUGAGUCAAAAUUGCUUCACUUGUACAAUAUUAUGACUACAUUCCUCAACUACUUAGCAUUGUACAUUACUUUAAGUACCGGUACAUGUAAAAUAAAAUAAAAUUAAAUAAUAGCACUGACAGUACCCCAUCAAUACGUUUUGUCACAUUGU